Messenger RNA from Camellia sinensis, 928 nucleotides. The record is from RefSeq and is a predicted model, not a curated record. NCBI's taxonomy places the organism in Eukaryota, Viridiplantae, Streptophyta, Magnoliopsida, Ericales, Theaceae.
UGUGGAGAGAAGAGUCCAGUCAAAUAUCAGCUCAGCUCAUCUCUUUGACGCGGUUUAAGGAACCUAAAAUUCUCUCUGUUUUUGCGUAAAAUAAUAUUUUCUCUCUCUUGUUUCUCGGGAAAUGGAGCAGAAAAAUCAGUGUUCGUUGCCUUCGUCUUCGACUCUCUUUUUACUUGCCUUCUUCUUCCUUGUGACCAGCCUCUCUGUCUCUGCAUCUGCUUACUCUUUCAUUUCAGAUGAUAUAUUUGGGGGUAAAUCUUUAAUGGGUCGGAAUCUUCUUCAAGCUAAGACAGCUUGCCCUGUAAACUUCGAGUUUUUGAACUACACCAUCAUCACCAGCCAGUGCAAAGGACCGCAGUACGUGCCCAAUAGCUGUUGUCCAGCUUUUAAAGAACUUGCUUGCCCUUAUGUGGAUUCGCUAAAUGACUUGUCUAAUAAUUGCGUCGAAACCAUGUUUAGUUACAUCAACCUCUAUGGGAACUACCCAGCUGGCCUUUUCGCGACUUUGUGCCAGGAUGAUAAACAAGGGCUUGCAUGCCUUGCAACUGUACCUACACAAUCGGCCUAUUCCAUAAGUGGAAGUCAGAUUGUACGCAAUCCGUCGCUGCUAUCCAUCCGUGCUGCUAGUGCUCACAAUGGUCCUCCUAGUGGUGGUGUUAUAAUUGUUUUGAUGGCAUAUACAUUAUUUUCUUGAUAUGUAUACGUUGUUGUGCUUCGUUAACCUUGUUGAAAUCACGGUUUCCAAACUCGGUUUUGGCCAUGGUUUUUUUACAUUUGCUAGGGUUCCUAUUCUUUGAUUUCACUAUUGAGAAAAUAGUAUUGUUUGUAUUGGUUUGUGCAUUAAUUGACCAGAUGUUCUGGAAAAGACGAAAUUCUUGGUCUUCUCCAAGAUCUUUUAAUUUAAUAUAGGCUUCCAUUGAUUAUGUUA